Molecule: messenger RNA, 240 nt
Organism: Gryllus bimaculatus (two-spotted cricket)
Lineage: Eukaryota; Metazoa; Arthropoda; Insecta; Orthoptera; Gryllidae
Source: the annotation of a GenBank genome assembly
AUGGGAGGCUGUGGAGAAGAGCUUCCUGAGGUAGAAAUAAUUAGUUUGCUGGAAGAGCAAAUCCCACGUUACCGCUUACGUGCAGACACCCUUACCCAGUUCACAGGCUACGAGAACGAGGAUUGGUACAUUCCUGCACCUGCAUUAAAAGUAGACGACACUGAUCUUAAAUUAACUUCGGAGCAGAUCCGAGAGGUCCUCAACUAUUUCAAGAUUUUCUUUUAUUUGGAUGGUGUUUAA